Colossoma macropomum (tambaqui) is the source of this 2232-nucleotide messenger RNA. Its product is annotated as tripartite motif-containing protein 16-like. The transcript is spliced from 6 exons. NCBI's taxonomy places the organism in Eukaryota, Metazoa, Chordata, Actinopteri, Characiformes, Serrasalmidae. The record is from RefSeq and is a predicted model, not a curated record. The coding region runs from base 93 to 1754 and encodes 553 amino acids. Gene Ontology annotation, molecular function: zinc ion binding; protein binding.
AGCAGAAAACCAGGAAGUCCCUCCUACUCAGUUCAGAGAAAACGAAACUGAUCUCAGAGAGCUGCUCUCUCUCAGACUAGAAGGGCAGGAAAAUGGCCAGUAUUUCAGUAGAUCAUGACCAGUUCAGCUGUCCAGUCUGUCUGGAUCUGCUGAAGGAUCCAGUGUCUCUUCCUUGUGGACACAGUUACUGUAAGGUGUGUAUUAAUGGCUGCUGGGAUCAGGAGGAUCAGAGGGGGGUCUACAGCUGCCCCCAGUGCAGAGAGACCUUCACUCCAAGGCCUGUUCUACGCAGAAACAACGUAAUGGCUGAAGUGGUGGAGAAACUGAAGGAGACAGAACUCCGAGCUGCUUCUCCUGCUCCCCGUUACGCUGGACCUGGAGAUGUGGAGUGUGAUUUCUGCACUGGGAGAAAACUCAAAGCCAUCAAGUCCUGUCUGACGUGUCUGGCCUCCUUUUGUGAAACUCAUCUUAAACCUCACUGUGAAGUUCCUGCAUUGAAGAAGCACAAGCUGGUCAAAGCCUCCUCACAGCUACAGGAGAAGAUCUGCUCUCAGCACGACAGACUGAUCGAGAUCUACUGUCGUACUGACCAAAGCUGCAUCUGCUAUUUAUGUACAAUGGCAGAGCACAAAGGUCACGAUACAGUCCCAGCUGUGACAGAGAGAACCGAGAAACAGAAUCAGCUGAAGGAGAUUCAGAGUAAAUUCCAGCAGAGAAUCCAGGAGAAGCAGAAGAAGCAGCAGGAGCUGAAACAGACUGUGAAGACUCUUAAGCGCUGUGCUCAGUCAGCAGUGGAGGACAGUGAGAGGAUCUUUACUGAACUGAUCCGCUCCAUUGAGAAAAAGCGCUCUGAGGUAACAGAGCUGAUCAGAGCUCAGGAGGAGGCUGAACUGAGUGGAGCUGAAGAACUCCUGGAGAAACUGGAGCAGGAGAUCGCUGAUCUAAAGAGGAGACACACUGAGCUGGAGCAGCUUUCACACACAGAGGAUCACAUCCAUUUCCUCCAGAGUUUCCAGUCUCUCUGUGUCUCUUCUGGAUCUGAGGACUCACCCAGCAUCACUGUCCAUCAGCACCUCUCAUUUGAUGGAGUGAGGAGAUCUCUCUCUGAGCUGAAGGAGCGACUAGAGGAGUUCUGCAGAGAGGAGUUCAGUAAAAUCCCUCCACAUGCUGCAGCAGUUCAGAUUUUAUCCUCAGAACCAAAAACCAGAGAAGAUUUUCUGCAGUAUUUCUGUCAGCUGACUCUGGAUCCCAACACAGCGUAUCGUCACCUCAUUCUGUCUGAGAAGAACAGAGUGGUGACGUACAGUGAUGAAGCCCAGUCAUACUCUGACCAUCCAGAGAGAUUUAACUGCUUCUAUCAGGUGUUGUGUAAGGAGAGUGUGAGUGGACGCUGUUACUGGGAGGUUGAGUGGAGCAGUGAGAGAGGAACUGUGUACAUAUCAGUCUCAUAUAAAGGGAUCAGCAGGAAAGGUUGGGGUGAUGAUUGUGGGUUUGGAAACAACAGUCAGUCCUGGAGUCUGCGGUGUUCUUCCUCUUUCAUUUUCCUGCACAACAACAUUCAGACUGAGAUCUCAGGACCAUCAUCCUCCAGAAUAGGAGUGUAUGUGGAUCACAGUGCAGGAACUCUGUCCUUCUACAGCGUCUCUGACACAAUGACCCUCCUACACACAGUCCACACCACAUUCACUCAGCCGCUCUACGCUGGGUUUGGAGUUUAUGGUGUUGGAUCAUCUGUGAGAUUAUGUGAUAAAUAAUGAUUUAUCUAUUAAAUAUGAUUGUUACUUUAUAGAUACACUCAAAAUAUUAUUUACACUGUUUGUUUAAUGAACUGUGUUAUUUUUUUAGACUGAUAGAAUCUUUAAUAAUCCUGGAGAAAAUUGCCGACUCAUCACAAAUACAGUUCUGUCCAAAAAACAAAGCUGUACAAUUCAUGUAGACUACCAGUCAAAAGUUUGGACACACUGAACUGCAUAUUCAUUUUUUAUCAUUUUAAACACAUUUUUAUCUCAUGUUCCAAUUCAAAUUCAGUUUGUUUGAAGACAAAUAUAAACAGUGAAUUUAAGUGACUGAAUCUGUACCAACAAGUGGUUUUCAGCAACAAGGUCUCAGCUUGUGAGUCUCUUCAGUCCUGUUGGAAAAGCGUCUCAGGCGGCUCCUCAUGAAGCUGCUGGAGAGAAAGAUCCAGAGUGGGUUAAACUGCAUCAAGGUAAAGGGGGGCUACUUUCUAAAAGA